Molecule: messenger RNA, 1812 nt
Organism: Paramacrobiotus metropolitanus
Lineage: Eukaryota; Metazoa; Tardigrada; Eutardigrada; Parachela; Macrobiotidae
Exons: 2
Coding region: 123-1637 (504 amino acids)
Source: RefSeq, a predicted model, not a curated record
AUUAAAUCAAUUUUAUUCAAAGUACUCGAAUAAUUAUAUAGCAUUAUUUCUUCGCUUAAUACAAGGCGAAAUAGUAGUACGCCGCCAACAACGGUCCGCUAAAUCCGUCCCUCUCGCUACAAAUGGAUAAAACGCCGACCUGUCGGGACUUCCCGAAGGAGGGCUUCCAGAAACAUCCGGCCGACGACGGCGACGGCUUCGAGGACGGCCCGGACAUGGACGCCUACGUCGCGCAGCUCCUCGACUCCGACGAGGACGACGCCGCCGCCACCGGCGCCCUGCAGCGCUACGACACCGGCGACCCGCAGUUCCUGCAGCACGCCCUGGCCGACAUGCGCCAGCUGGACAUCCUCCUGGAGGAGCGCUUCCACCGCGAAGCCCGCAUCCGCCACCAGCGCAAACAACAGCUGCACACCCUCCGUCAGACGCUGUCCGAGUACCCGGUGCCGGAGAGUCUCCGGCAGGAGGACCGCUCGGAGGUCGACAACACCCGGAAGUUUCUGUCGGCCACCGCGCUCCAGGAGGAAGUCCUCGGGGGGCUGGAGACGCCGGCGUCGGCCGGGACGAGUUUGUUUGGAGGCUCGCGGUCGGAGGGGUCGCUUUCGGUUCCCCGGCGGAUCACCGACUCCGAUUUGGAGGAUUGUGAGAAGGAUUGGCCGUUGGUCCCGGUGCCGGAGGGGGAUGACCUCCAGGAAGCGGAAGAACCGGACGCGGAGGUCCUGGCGGAUGAUCUCCCAGAUCCCGGAGCUCCUGUUAACGAGGCUGUAAAAUCUCCGGCGUUUUCCUUCAAUUUUGAAGCGACGCUUCCGAAAAUCGACCAUGUUAAGCGGAAUAUUCAGUGCGCCGGGAAGUACUACACACCGGAGGAGGAGUCCCGGCUGGAUGAGCUCCUCCAACCGGAAGACCCCGAAGAGUCCGGCGCCGUGACCCUUUCCCACACUAACCCGUUCGAGCUGAUCGACGCCGACCUCCGGACGCUGCGUAGCAUCGAGGAGUCCCUGACCGCCAUCCGGCGGAAAGGUCAACCGGCCGAUGACCCCCCGCCGGACUCCAGCAGCAUCGCCAGCACCUCCGAGGCCGCAAACCUCCCCUUCGGCUUCUACCAGUCCGCCCGCGAGGAAAACGAAGCCGUCCGCCGGCGCUUCACCGCCAUCACCGACCGCCUGGAGGCUCUCGAAGCCCAGGAGCGCCUGAUGCUGACGCGCGUCCUGGCGGACCCGGAGGCCGUCGGGCCGCUGGCGGAACGCGCCGGGAUCGAGGACGCCCUGGCGAGCGCGCGGGCGGAGCUGACCGUGGAGCACGGGCUGGCGCUGGUCCCCUUCGUCACCGAGCAGCAGCUGCAGUGGCUUCUGGGGCCGGUGCCGCGGCUGCGCUCGGCGGAGAAGUUCCCGACCGCGCCGCUGGCGACGUGGCGGGCGUGGCUGCAGAAGCGGGAGGAAUCCGUGAGCUUUUUGUCCGGACUGGAUGAGGCCGCUGCGGCGCGGCCGGUGGAUCGGGAGGUGGCGGGGAUGGAGGAGGAGUUCCGGGUGUUGGUGGAGGAUGUCAAGGAGGUGGCCGACAAGGUCGACCGGCUCAUGCAGAACAACCGGGAUUUUUUUAACGAGUGCAGUAAACUGCAGCGGGAAGAUGUGCAGUGACGACGUUGGUUUCUCGGCGUUGCCGGUAAUGAAGGGUGUUAUGGGGAUGCGGCGGCAGUGUGCGGGGCCUGCAGACGACGAGCGUGACGGGCUUCUACCGCAUCGAGGUGGAAUUCGGCAAGUACGAGAACAUCAACGGCCAUCUGCACAACACGCAGAGCUGCGACGAGGUCAC